GUUAGACUGGUCGCUUAUUACGGCGUUGGUUGAGCGAUGGAGACCAGAGACACACACUUUUCAUUUGCCUUUUGGUGAGGUGGGCAUCACCUUACAGGACGUAGAAGUGUUGUUGGGGUUGCCCAUCGACGGAGAACCACUGUCAGGACCUAGGACAAACUCGAAAGCACUUUGGAUGCAAAUGUGCACGGACUUCGCCGGUUUCACGCCAAACAACAACGACUUAAACACAUCUGUAAUAAGAAUGAAUGCCCUACAGCGUUGGCCGGUACAUCAGCACAGCACAAAUGAGGAACUCAUCACAUACACGAGGGUGCUCAUUUGGCAACUACUAGGUGGGUUAUUGUUCCCCUCCACUACCGGGAACAAAAUAAAAUUGUACUUUUUAGAGUUGUUGCAGGGACCGCUCGGUGAAGCACGACGGUGGAGUUGGGGCUCAGCAGUAUUGGGGUUCCUGUAUUACAACAUGUGCAAGGCCACCAAAGCGAACAUGAGAAAUAUUGGGGGAUGCUUGCUUCUAUUGCAGAUUUGGGCGUGGGAGAGAUUGCCCAUGGGGCGGCCGCGAAACGUUUUGCCAUAUGAGAAUCUACAGGAUAUGCCCUAUGGGUGCAGGUGGGCAUGUCGGCACAAUUGGGAACAAAGUUCUCGGUAUACUCUACGUAUUUAUCGAGAUCAGUUGGACGGGAUCCGAGAGAACGAGUUCGUGUGACGCCCAUACGCAUUACAAGCCCUCCCCAGGUUCUGCGUCGCGGGAGUAGAUUUGUGGACAUCUAAUGUCAUGCUUAUAUAUUGUGACAUUUCUGAGAUGUACUACCCCGGUAGAUUUUGUCGUCAAUUCGGUGCAAUGCAACAUAUUCCUCCCGCAGCGGAAUCACAAGCUAGCCACCAUGCAAGUGGUGCAAAAAAUUCUGGAUGGCCAUUCACACUAUGGGCGGCGAGGCACAAUCGUCGUAUCGCAUUUGAGUUCGUUGAUCAUCUCACCUACACUCCUGCGUACCGUGAAUGGUACGCAAAUGUCGGGAAACGACGGAUUUGCAAUCCGUUACAUGGUCGACCUACAACGGGUUAUGUAACUACUAACAGGGAGACAAGUACACUAGUAAGUAUUUUAUGUGUAAUUAUUCAACUUAGAAAUGUUUAUUAUUAUUUAAUAACUUUACUUUUGAAUUUUAGAUGCAAUGUAUGGGCGAUAUCUAUCGGCGCAUGGCAGCUCCAUUUGACGUCGAAGACAUUCGCGAGCAAAUUGCACGAUGCCUUACAGGAUUAGGUGCCGAGAAUGUGCUUCAUCAAGACAUCAUUUUCUAUGGGGAUGCCCAUGAUGAUGCAGUGGAUGAUCAUCCUCCACUUCAGCAAGACCGUAGAAGAGUCGCGGCCACUAGAGGUCGGCGUUACGGACGCGGUUAUGUUGCUCCACACGUCGACAAUGAUGAUGGUGAUGAUGAUAAUCACGAUGAUGAUAAUGAUGAUGAUGAGGAGGAGGAAGAGGAUGACGAAGAUGGUGGUGAAGAAGAAGGACAACCAUCUUCACAUAUUCAUUCACACAUCCCUUCCUCAUCUCAUGUACCUAAUCAAUACUAUACACCGACUAGUGCAUACAUUCCGACGUUUGAUGCGCC
Cuscuta europaea is the source of this 1616-nucleotide messenger RNA. Lineage: Eukaryota; Viridiplantae; Streptophyta; Magnoliopsida; Solanales; Convolvulaceae. The record is from the annotation of a GenBank genome assembly.